Molecule: messenger RNA, 4501 nt
Organism: Dunckerocampus dactyliophorus (ringed pipefish)
Lineage: Eukaryota; Metazoa; Chordata; Actinopteri; Syngnathiformes; Syngnathidae
Product: SH2 domain-containing adapter protein F-like
Exons: 8
Coding region: 338-1858 (506 amino acids)
Molecular function (GO): phosphotyrosine residue binding
Source: RefSeq, a predicted model, not a curated record
GCAGUGGACGUUCUCAGGUAUGGAGGAAGAAGAGGAGAAGGCUGAUGAAGAAAGUAGGGGGCGUGUACUUAACAGUCUCUCCCAUGUUGCGUAGCGUGGAAAUGUGACGUGUGUGUAGCGGCAGAGAGAGAAUGUAUGCAUGCUGUGUUUGUUGUGUAUAAGUGUGUGUGACAGUGACUUCCACACCGGAAAAGUGCCUCCGGCUUACCCCACUUUGGGCUCUUCGUUUCCCGUCAGGGCUGGCUGACGACCCGAGGACUUCACCACCACCAGGUUCGGACACCUGGAAGUAAAACAAAAGUCCCGUCAUUCGGGUUGUAAGCGAUGCACUGGCAGCAUGGCCAAGUGGUUCAAGGAGCACCUCGGAUUCAAAACUACCAAAGCACCUCCUCCGGCGCCCCCGAAACCGGACUACCGACACUGCCUCACCGGUGUGCCCGGUGCGCCUGGCUUCCAAGCGGCCGUCUCUGGAGCUCCUUUCCCCGCUCAGCCGGACAUUCUGGCCGCCUACAAACUACAGAAGGAGCUGGACUUCGAGGACCCGUACACUCCCGGAGGAAAUAUGGCAUUCGGCUCCGGCAGCGUGACCGCCGUGGGGGCGCCGGAUAUCAAGUUCGUGUCGCCGAAGCACCGGCUCAUCAAGGUGGAAACGGUGGAAAAGAACAGCUCGGUUCCCAGCGGAGGUGUCACGGUCACUCAGGCUGUCGCCGUGGGGAGCGUGAAAUCUCCCACGUCGCCCCUUACGGAGCAAGACAGCAAGGAGAAGCUCAUUAUCUUGGAAGACUAUGCCGACCCUUUCGACGCUGAGCAGGCCGGCAGCGUGCAGACCACCACGGAGAAAGUAACGACGGAGAACGAUGGCUACAUGGAGCCGUAUGAGGCGCAGAAGAUGAUGGCAGAAAUCCGAUCCAACAGCCGAGGUCCUAAGGACAGCGCCUCAAAGCAGCUGCCCCUCUACGACACCCCCUACGAGCCCGCUGAGAACGGCGGAGACUCCGACCCCGAACGCUCACGCUGCCCCCGAGAGAGCCGACUGCCCCAGGAUGACGAGCGACCCCCUGAAGAGUACGACCAGCCCUGGGAGUGGAAGAAGGAGAGGAUUUCCAAAGCCUUUGCAGCUCUGCUUUGUUAUGACUGCAUUAGCUACGAGGGCUCUGUAAGUGGCACUGGAUCACUUCCCCAAAGAAGAAAGGACUGCAACUCUAAAUCCCUCACAGUAGAGAUUAAAGUGAUCAAGGACCUUCCAUGGCCGCCUCCGGUGGGGCAGCUCAACACCAGCCCUCCCCCAGUGGUGGUGGAGGAGGAGCUGGAGUCGCCCUCCCAGACGGCUGAGCCCUCGCCCGGACAGACAGCCAGUGAGCAGCACCACCAGGUCCAGUUCGACGGUGUGGAGAAGUCCCGAAUGUCGCCCACCAAGGACGGCAAAACUCGCCCGCUGCAGCGGCACCCCAGCGGCUGCUUGGUGAACACCAAAAUGACAUCGGCGGACCAGUCCGGCUCCUCAUCCGCCGGGGAACGUAUCGAUCCCAGCAUGCCUUUGGAGAGCCAGUUCUGGUACCAUGGCGCCAUCAGCCGAACGGAUGCGGAAUGCCUGCUAAGGCUGUGCAAGGAGGCUAGCUACCUGGUGAGGAACAGCGAAACGAGCAAGAACGACUACUCCCUCUCACUCAAGAGCAGCCAGGGCUUCAUGCACAUGAAGCUGUCCAGGACCAAGGAGAACAAGUACGUCUUGGGCCAGAACAGCUGCCCGUUCGACAGCGUGCCCGACAUCAUCCAUUUCUACUCCAGCCGCAAGCUGCCCAUCAAGGGGGCCGAGCACAUGUCCCUGCUGUACCCCGUCACCAUCAGGACACUAUAGUGCCAUCGGUCUCUUGACUCCCCCCACCCCCCUCCAAAAACAACCCACCUUUCGGGGUCCCACGUGGAAAGGGAAAUCCCAAACUGCUGAUUCUGACUCACCUCACUGGCCGACAGAUGCUGACUUUUGCAGAAUUAUUUUAUUUUAUUUAUGAUAGGCGCCUGCUUCAUGGCUUCAGACUUUGGCACGGACCCCCCACAAAGAGGGAACCCAACAUUUGUCUGGACGUUUCAUCAUGAAAAGCUUUGCUUUUCCGUAAGGGAGAGACGUGAAAUGUUAGUCAAGCCUGUAGAGGAUGUUUGAGGGAGUGUUGUCCAGUCCUGACAUGAUCUCUACGCUGAUCUCUCUUUCUUGUCAGAGUCCAUACUGUCCACCAUCCGUCACCGAGGGAGGGCGUGUCACGCCAAUGACAGCAUAAGUGGCGAGAUGGGCCGGAGGGCGUCGUGAUGGAUGGAUGGACCGACCCAUCCGGCAUCGUACAAUCGGCUGAGGCUGGAAAUAGACCAAGCCACCGCCCCGCUUUUAACCCCCUUUCCUUCUGCCACCCCACCCAGACCGCCUUUUGCAUCGGGAGAAUGAAACGCCUGCAUUGUCUACCUCAGAAAAUCAAUGUCAUUCUGUCUGCGGAUCAAUAGGUACAAUGGGAUGGCCCGCAUCCAUCUGCUCUCGCUUUGACAUUCCCAAUUUCCUUCAAGUCACAUCGUUCAUUUUGGAUUUUCUUUGAAAAAAAAAAGAAAAAAACAACAAAAAAGACAAUUUAAGGCUGCCUUUAGUGUGUUUUAGUCCCGAUGCUGUGUGAUGUCAGUAGCCUUAUACAGUAAUGCAUGGGUCAGUCAGAUCAGCUGGUGUUCAAUGCUCCUUUUAAAUGAUCGUUCCUUGACUGUAAUUUAUUGAGGGUUAAUUAGCGCCGACAUGUGGGCGGCGGCUCCCCUUUCCGCCCUCAUUCUGAUUCCCUGGGAUGACGCUUCUACUAUGUGGUGCUCUACAUGUUCUUUGUUUUCCUUGUCUGCUUGUCAAGCCUUGGCAUUUUGUUGCUGACCAAUCACAACGCAGCCUGUUGGAACCCGACUCUUCACCACCACUACAUGUGCCCAACAUGUUGUGACCGCUGCAAGACUUAACGAAAAAGAGAGUGACGGUCCCGCCCCGCGUUGAACCACUUCAGCACACCAGUUCUUGCUUUUGCUCACUAAGCGCACUUGAUUCACAGAAGGACAUGUCACGUGCACUCGUGCCAUUUCCGCUGAAAUAAGCCAGUCAGUCGGUUCCAGAGGUUAAACUUGUCAUAGACUUGUGAAAAAAGUAUUGUCACACAAAAAGCCAAGCAAGUACACUUAAAGACAAGACUGUCCCGUAACUCACAAACAAGGAAUAAAUAGCCUACCAGCUAGAAAAUUAACAAGCCAGGAAGUAGCCUGCUAACUAACAAUUAGACAAAGAAGUCAAUUGCCUGCUAGCUAACAAAUAUACACAACUAAGGUGCACGUUAGCUAAACAAACACACAAACCAGGUAGUUGUCUCCUAGCUAGUAAAGACACAAACUAGGAGGUAGCCUGCUAAAAAACAAACAGACCAGGAAUUUGCCUAUAAUAUAGUAAAGGUGCAAUAAUUAAUCGCUGAUUAAUCGAUUAUUCAAUUAAUCUGGAUUUUCAUUUAAAAAUGGAAAUAUCCUCUGAUUUCAGCCUCUCAAAUGUGAUUUUUAAAACAUUUUUCUUAGUCAUCCAUGAAAGCAGAUCUAUUAUCUUUGUGUGUUAGGCGAAACAAAAUAUUCACACAUGUCAGCUUCGACUUUAGAAAACAGUGAUGGACAUUUUUGCCUUUUUUCAGAUAUGUUGUGAACCAAACUACUAAAUGUUUGUGUUUGGUUCAUGUUGAUUUGGUCCGGAAGUAGCCUGCUAACAAAAACACCAGGAAGUAGCUGCUAAUAGAAGUAAUUAGUACAUAGCUACUAGUAAACAGGCAAAUAGUACCCUGCUACGUGGCAAACACACAACCAGAACGUUGCACGUUCAUUCCAAACAAACCAACCAGGAAGUAGCCUGCUAUCUACUGAACAAACUAGUUGCUAAAUAUGGACUGACGGGUGGAACAGUACUGACUUGUGUGUGUGUGUGUUAGCUUUGAUUUUCAGACGCACGCCCUUGUGCGGCGUUAGCUGCAAUUUAAAAGCAGCACUUCUAAAAAUAUUACAUCUGAAUGCAGAAACUGUAAAAAAAAAAUGCACUGAAUCAAGUUGCUUGGUGAGCAAAUCCAAAAUCAACAGUGAGGCUUCAUUAGCAAGCGAGUGUUAGCUGGACCCCCUUUGUGUGCUAUGCAACUGCUGUGAUUGAAGGUGGGGAACAUGAUUGGUGUUCAAUAUGGUACCAAACAGUCAGCAGAACUUGCUUAAAAAAAAAGAAAAAAGUGGAUGAAGCGAGACAUGUAGGACUUCACUGCAGCUUCGCUAGGAAGCAGUCGUUUGAAUGGCGUGGACCUAUAGGAGAGAAGACAAAGAUGUUUGAAUGUUGUAGUUGGAACCAGCUGGUUUAUUCUUUGAAUCGCUGCUGCUGACGAGCGUUAUUGUACUUUAGCUAGGAGAGGCCUUAGCUUCGGAGGUGCUCCAAAAGGAGGAAUAAAUAAGACUGCAAUCAGCGGACACACUC